Clonostachys byssicola is the source of this 1557-nucleotide messenger RNA. The record is from the annotation of a GenBank genome assembly. NCBI's taxonomy places the organism in Eukaryota, Fungi, Ascomycota, Sordariomycetes, Hypocreales, Bionectriaceae.
AUGGAGAAUCGCUUGCGACUGAAACCCAAGAAGAUAGCCAGAGUGCAAGAGAAGCUGAAGCAGCGCCGUGCCGUGAACCAUGAAUACCUGAGCCUGCUCGGGCGGUACGAAUGCCUGCGGGAGGAAGUAGAGCCCGGUUUCCGACCAGAUGAACUGCAGCCGGUGAUCGACGACCGGGCUCAACUUGCAGAGAUGGCCAUACUCAAGGUCAAGAUGGCCGAAAAGAACAAGGAGCUUGCCGGCGUGGACCGAGAGGUGAUGAUCGAGGAGCUCGACAUAUGGCCGCAUUCCUUCGAGUUUCUCGAACGAAGGAUGAGGCGUGAGAGCAACCGCUUCCUAGCUGCUGGUGAGGAGGUGUGGGCGAGUGAGAGGGAGAGGAUCGGAGAGCGGCGUGACUCAAGUUUCUUCUCUAUGAGCAAUCUCGACUUUCAUGAUUGCCUGGAGGCUCUUUACCGAGAACCUGGUGCUCCUGGCAGGGAAGCAAUGUUUGGCACAAGCACAAUGGGCGAAACCAUGGUGGUGCCUUCUGACGGUUGGAGCGCAGACUCUGACGGAGAACACAUGGUGCGGUGCCAAAUAUCUGGAGAAUUGUUCCCGGUAGCUGAUAUGAGGACUGCUCCCAUCGUUCCCGAUUUUGUUCAUACCAGCGACUUCGGCCCGUUGCUGUUCGGGGGUGAUGCAGAAUCACUCCGAGGACCCGGCAACUCUCUUUCCCUCCACAGAGAAAUCGCGAAGUGGUUCGGGACGUACAAGCUUGUAAUCCUCCCAAAUAAUCCCGAAGAAACACCCAUCAGGCGCUGGAAAACGGCGGUCAUCUCCCCCCAGCUGAACAGCGAGCGCUUUGCGGGUCAGGAAACGCUCGUUUCGGCGUUCCAGUCACAGGAGCUGGUCUUCAGCGACGAGGAGCGUCCGGUUGAGGAAUUUGCCUAUUUCCACUUCGUGAUGGCUCUCGUCCGCGCCAAGAUGCUCAACUGUGAGGGAUGGCGGGAUGUGUGGGCCAAGUACUGGAUCAACCCCCCUUUCCCCCGAGCGAGUUUGUACAUGCGAGAAUGCAUGAUGUUUGCUUUGUUUACGCAUUUCGACUUUUGCGGCUUGGAUCUGGCCAUCAUCGACUCAUGGAUCCAGGGUAACGGAUUUUACGAGGACGAGAUUCUCCGUGGUCGUGAAAAGGACGAGUUGGCACGCCGGAUCCUGGUUGGAGUAGAGGAGGCAGUGGUGAAAACAGAGGACGAAGCGGAAAGAAUCGCCGCUCCGGACGAUUCGGAAACGGAGUCUGAAACCUCCGAAGACUCUGAUAGCUCCGAAGACUCGGAGGAUGAUUCGGAAGCAGAUAGCUCUGACGACGAUUCAGAAUCUGAUGGCCCUGAAGAUGAUUCAGAAGCGGAUAGCUCUGAGGAUGAUUCAGAAGCGGACAGUUAUAAAGAUGAUUCGGAAACCGGCAGCUCUGAUGAUGAUUCUGAAGCUGAUAGCUCUGAGGACGAUUCAGGAGCUGAUAACCCUAGAGAUCAUUCAGGGACGGGGUCCGAUAGUACAGAGUAUUACACGAUGAAGGAAUGA